Passer montanus (Eurasian tree sparrow) is the source of this 1318-nucleotide messenger RNA. It is a transcript of the gene CCNA1, whose product is annotated as cyclin A1. Gene Ontology annotation, molecular function: cyclin-dependent protein serine/threonine kinase regulator activity. Bases 83 to 1318 code for a protein of 411 amino acids. Gene Ontology annotation, biological process: mitotic cell cycle phase transition; regulation of cyclin-dependent protein serine/threonine kinase activity. The transcript has 9 exons. NCBI's taxonomy places the organism in Eukaryota, Metazoa, Chordata, Aves, Passeriformes, Passeridae. Gene Ontology annotation, cellular component: cytoplasm; nucleus; cyclin A2-CDK2 complex. The record is from RefSeq and is a predicted model, not a curated record.
GCCUGGGCGGCGCAGCGCGGCCGAGCCCUCCCGUGGGCUGGUGGCGAGCGGAGCCGGGCAGCGCGGUACCGACGUCGGGGCGAUGCAUCGCACCGGAGAGAAGAGCCGUGCGGGGCGGCGGGAGUCCUGCCCCGCCGCCCUCCGCAGCAGCGGCGGCCGGGCCGUGCUGGGGGUGCUGACGGAGAACGGGCAGCAGCAGCAGCAGCAGCGGCCCGGCGGCCAGGGUGCUGCUGUUAUCAAGCGCUUCUCGAGCUUUGAAAACACCAUCACUUCAUCUAGAAAAGAUGAAGUGCCCAACUGCAUCAUCAGUGCUGCAUCAAAGCAAGGGUUUGCUAUUUACAUAGAUGACUCAGAAGACAAAGAAAACUAUAGCUCCCAAGUGUCUGAAGAGCUGGAAUUAAGCCACUGUGAACUGGAUACCAGUGCAAUGACAUCCAGUAUUCACCGGCUUCUGGAUCUGAGUUCAGGCUCUCCUAUGGUAGUGGACACAUCCUUCCAAUCCCAGCCAGAGGAUCACAUGGAAGAUGUUGUAACUCUGGCUGUGGGAGAGUAUGCAGAAGACAUUCAUCAGUACCUCCGAGAGGCUGAAGUAAGAUUUAGGCCCAAGCCGUACUACAUGAAGAAGCAGCCAGAUAUCACAACAGGAAUGCGUGCUAUCCUGGUAGACUGGCUGGUGGAAGUAGGGGAAGAGUAUAAACUUCGGACAGAGACUUUGUACUUGGCAGUGAACUUCCUGGACAGGUUUCUUUCCUGCAUGUCUGUUCUCAGAGGAAAGUUACAGCUUGUAGGAACAGCGGCAAUUCUUCUGGCUGCGAAGUAUGAAGAGAUCUACCCACCAGAUGUGGAUGAAUUUGUCUAUAUAACAGAUGAUACCUACACAAAGAAGCAGCUGCUAAGAAUGGAACACUUGCUUCUCAAAGUGCUGGGUUUUGACCUAACAACCCCAACCAUCAACCAGUUCCUCCUUCAGUAUAUUCAGAGGCGUGGAAUCUGUAUGAGGACAGAGAACUUUGCAAGGUAUCUUGCAGAGCUGAGUCUCCUUCAGGUUGAUCCUCUUCUGAAGUACCUUCCUUCACAAAUUGCGGCAGCAGCUUACUGUUUAGCAAACUAUACAGUGAACAGAUCUUUCUGGCCAGAAACACUUGCUGCAUUUUCUGGAUAUUCCUUAAGUGAGAUAGCGCCUUGCCUGACUGACCUGCACAAAGCAUGCCUCGAUGCAUCCCAUUGCCAGCUGCAAGCUAUUAAGCAGAAGUAUAAGCACCCAAAGUACCUUCAGGUGUCUCUUCUGGAGCUCCCAGCAGUUCUUCCUCUACACUAG